Papilio machaon (common yellow swallowtail) is the source of this 818-nucleotide messenger RNA. It is a transcript of the gene vih, whose product is annotated as ubiquitin-conjugating enzyme E2 C. The record is from RefSeq and is a predicted model, not a curated record. Bases 141 to 671 code for a protein of 176 amino acids. NCBI's taxonomy places the organism in Eukaryota, Metazoa, Arthropoda, Insecta, Lepidoptera, Papilionidae. The transcript has 2 exons.
UAUCUGUGACGUUGUUGACGCCAGCUUUGCUGUCAAAUGAAUGGGAUAUCCAAUAAAAUUAAAGCUUUUUAAAAUUAACAGGAAGUCGUUCUUGUUUAACAGACACUCGGUGAUAUCUGACUUCGAUCUGCUUUUUGAUUAUGGCCCAGAAUAUUAAUCCACAUUACGCGUCUUCGUCGAAUCCCGCCAAACAAAACGAGGACACAAUAAAAUUGAACGACAAUCAUGCUGUGAGCAAACGACUUCAAAAGGAACUUAUGGAGUUGAUGCGUUGUUCAGAUAAAGGAAUAUCCGCAUUUCCUGAAAGUGAAAAUCUAUUUAAAUGGAUAGGCACAAUACACGGUCCAGAAGACACUGUGUACGCUGGGCACAAAUAUAAACUUUCAUUGGAAUUCCCUAAUUCAUACCCUUAUGCACCUCCUGUAGUUAAAUUUGUGACACCCUGUUUUCAUCCCAACGUAGAUACAUGUGGUUUAAUAUGUUUGGACAUUUUAAAAGACAAAUGGACCGCUCUUUAUGAUAUUCGGACGGUCCUUAUAUCUAUCCAAAGUCUCCUAGGUGAACCAAAUACGCUGAGCCCACUCAAUCAACAAGCCUCAUAUCUGUGGCCCAACCAGCCCGCCUACAAAAAGUAUUUAGAUGAAUUUUAUAAUAAGAACAAGGAUUCGUAGUUAGUUUGGAGUGAGUUUUACGGUUAUGUGUUGCAAUGAACGUUUUUUUUUAUUUUAUUUUGUGAUCAGUUGCUUUUUAUUGGAAUAGAAAAUUAUCUGCUUUCUUUGUCUGACAUAUUAAAGUUGUAAACUUCAGGCCUUCUUUGU